This is a messenger RNA of Populus nigra (black poplar), 595 nucleotides long. RefSeq lists its product as uncharacterized. NCBI's taxonomy places the organism in Eukaryota, Viridiplantae, Streptophyta, Magnoliopsida, Malpighiales, Salicaceae. Bases 71 to 382 code for a protein of 103 amino acids. The record is from RefSeq and is a predicted model, not a curated record. The transcript is spliced from 2 exons.
ACUAUUUAACUAGGGCUGCUGACUGUUGAGGUUAGAUCAAAGAAGAAGAAGAAGAAGAAGAAGUAUCAAAAUGGGUUCCUAUCUCUCUUCCUUCUUUGUUGAAGCUCAUAAUGCUCUUCUACAGUUCUUGGGACUGGUUAUUGUUGAUCAUCAAAGUAAGACCCAAGAAGGCUCGUCAACUUCCAGUUCAGAGAAACAAGAGGAUGAAAAAGCCUCUGAAGAAAGCUCCCAAGAUCCUCCAACAACAACAACCGACCCAAAAGCUGAUCCUCCCACAGAUAACUCUGAAGAUCCUCCUGCAGUCACUGUAAGUGCUCUUGCGAGGCGGACUCCACCAGUAAGCAGCGGGAGCGGUGGUCAGAUUAAUUCCACCUCAGCUUAAGAAUCGCAGAAGCUCAAAGAUCUGUCGGUCACACCAUGCUAGCUUUGCUACAGUCCAAAAAAUCAUCUUCUCUAUAUAUAGAUUUCACGAGUACUAGUUGUAAUUAUUGUGUGUGCGCUUAGGGAUACUCUCUCAGAUCUCUCUCUCUCUCUCUCUUGGGUGACAUGAACUUGAAUAUUACAUAUGUUUAGGUUAUUGUUUUGAGGCUUUAAA